UAAUUAGUCGAGUGGUGCCUUCUAAAGUAAGUGGCUGUUUCUAGUUCUGUGUGCGCCACAGCCACUUUUUCUUCAUCGUAGUCAGUCGUUCAUAUAUAUAUAUUUUUUUUGUGUCUUUGGGGCUAUUUCGUGGUGUUGGUGUUUGCUGCGUUUGCGGGAAUUAUGCUCGUCUAGCUGCGUCGGCGAGUCGAACAUUCAGUCCGCUCCAGUCGAUCCAUAGUGUUAGAUCGCUUUAGGAAGCCCGUCGUACCCGCACAACGCGUCAGGGUUGAUGGGGUUUGGCAAAGGCAAAAAAGUCGCCUUUUGUUAAUUUCGAAUAUAGUUUGCGUUCGUUAUGUAGUUUAAAGAACAAAAAGAAAAAAGAGAAAAUUAGUUAAAUGAAUGAAAAUUAAAACAACGAAAAAUACCAGAACUUUUUAAUGUUUAGUUUUUUAAGUUAAACAUAUGUUUUGAAAAUUUAUCGAACUCUAGAGUGGCAACGAAUAAAAAGCAGUUGACUGUAAAAUUGAAAAAGAGUUGGGAAAAGUGAAAGGAGCGUGUAUAUAGAGCGUGGGCAUGAUGGAGCCCCACUGGAAGCGGCUGAUUUUCGCCGCUGCAAUAGCUGGAGCAUUAAUGAGCGCAGAUGCGCAAUUUUGGAAAAAUACAGAUACUGGUGCGAUCUACAACCCACCCAAUCAUUACAGAGAUGAAUCAACACCUCCGCGUUCCCCAAUAGACGAUAGUUAUGCGAUUAUCGAUACUGUAACCUCAAAUCGUCAAGGACCGCCAAGAAAUUGUACAUCCGGCACAGUUGGAUGCAUUCCAAAAUGUUUCGCGGAAAAGGGUAACCGUGGUUUUCCCGGUGAAGCUGGACCCCCCGGACCGACGGGCUUGCCUGGUUAUCCAGGUCCUGAAGGUCCACCCGGCGAUAAGGGCCAAAAAGGCGAUCCAGGUCCGCUAGGUCCUCGCGGUUAUAAGGGCGAACGAGGUGUUCCCGGUAUUCCUGGUAUGCCUGGAGUACCUGGCGUACAAGGUAUUUCCGGAAAUCCCGGUACUACUGGUGCGCCUGGAAAAGAUGGUUGCGAUGGCCAAGACGGUAUACCCGGUCUACAAGGUUUGAGUGGUAUGGCUGGUCCGCGCGGCUAUCCAGGCCAGCCUGGCGUUAAGGGUGAGAAAGGUGAACCGGCAAAGGAAAAUGGAGAUUAUGCUAAAGGUGAAAAGGGCGAACCCGGUUUUGCUGGGCGUUCUGGCAAUCCAGGCCCUGAAGGUCAACAGGGUCCUAAGGGCGAUCGAGGUGAUACUGGGCCGUAUGGUCCAUCGGGUCCUCGUGGUGAUCGUGGUUUGAAAGGUGAAAAGGGUGCACCAUGCUUUGCUCCACCGCAACCUGGCAAAAAAGGUGAAAAGGGCGAGAAAGGAGAACCUGCAUCCGUGAAACACUCAACUACCGAGCAAACCAUAAUGGGAGAAAAAGGUGAAAGAGGCGAAAAAGGUGAUUCAGGUACACCUGGACCCAAAGGUGAUCCUGGUUAUACUGGAGAAACAGGACGAGAUGGUAUGAAGGGUGAAAAAGGCUUGCCGGGCGGUCCUGGCGAUAGAGGACGUCAAGGUAAUUUCGGACCCCCUGGACCAGCCGGUCAGAAGGGUGACCGCGGCGAGACUGGCUUAAAUGGAUUGUCUGGUAAACCGGGUCAAAAGGGUGAACCAGGUCUUCCAGGUAGGCCCGGAGAACGUGGUUUGCUAGGUCCUCCAGGUCCACCUGGGGGCGGUCGAGGCUCUCCCGGCGCACCUGGCCCCAAAGGCCCACGUGGAUACACUGGUUCGCCUGGUCCAAAAGGAUUGGAUGGUGUUGAUGGUCCUCCUGGUCUACAGGGUUUCCCCGGCCCUAAGGGUGGCCCAGGUUUACCUGGCCGUCCUGGUGUUGAAGGCCCACCUGGUGAUAAAGGAGAGAAAGGUAAUGCAGGUCGCACAGGUCCACCCGGCCCCGUUGGUCCCAUGGGUCAUACUGGACCACCAGGACCUGAAGGACAGAAAGGUGAACCCGGAUAUCCAGGCAUUGGGGAAGUUGGCCCUAAGGGUGACGAUGGUACUCCCGGUAUUCCUGGUCUGAAGGGUCAAAAAGGUGAACGGGGUUUCAAAGGUAAUGCUGGCGCUCCUGGUGAUUCUAAAUUUGGACGUCCUGGUUCACCUGGUCGUGCAGGCCUGCCUGGCCAAAAGGGAGAUCAAGGCCGUCCUGGUUUUCCCGGCCAGAAAGGUGACAUGGGUCUCAAAGGUGAUGCUGGUGGUAAAUGCUCGUCCUGCCCUCCUGGUUUCAAGGGCGAUAAAGGUGAUCGCGGUUUGGAUGGUAUUCCUGGCCAACCUGGCUUACGUGGUCCCCCCGGAGCUCUUGGUGCACCUGGCGAACGUGGCGCUGAUGGAAUCGCUGGUAUGGAUGGACCACCCGGUGAAAAGGGUGAAGAUGGCAGGGACGGACUUCCUGGAGCUGAAGGUCCCGCUGGUAAAGAUGCAAUUGUCGACUUAAGUCUUGUCAGGGGAGAGAAAGGUGAAAAAGGUGAUAGAGGUUAUCCUGGUGCACCCGGCUUAAAAGGUGACCGUGGUGAAGCCGGAUUUCCUGGUAUCAGCGGCGUUAAAGGAGAAAUAGGUGCUAAAGGUGACAAAGGUUUCCCAGGUCCACCAGGUGUGGACGGCAUACCUGGAAACCCAGGACGCGAUGGACGUGAUGGUCUCCCCGGCUUAAGCAUCAAGGGUGAACCUGGUCGCCCAGGUCGCGAUGGAAUUAAGGGAGACAAAGGUACCUCUGGAUAUUCUGGACAAAAGGGAGAUCCAGGAACUUGUGACGCCGCCAUGUUGACAGUGCCAGCUAAAGGAAACAAAGGUGAUCGAGGCAUACCUGGAAUGCCAGGUCCAAUGGGCCCCAUGGGUGACAAAGGUGACCAAGGAUUUCAAGGACUGAAAGGUGAAAUGGGUCCACAAGGUCCGGUGGGACCUGUAGGACCACGAGGUUUAACUGGUCCGCGUGGUGAGAGGGGUAGUCCUGGUGUUAUGGGAGCCCCUGGAAACCCUGGAAAAGAUGGACUUAGAGGACCCCCUGGAAGGAAUGGGGAACGCGGCCAAAAGGGAGAACAAGGCAUCUCAGUUGCUGGUCCCCCUGGACCACAAGGCCGCGAUGGCUUAUCUGGUCUUAAAGGAGAUCGAGGAGCUCCUGGUGCUUAUGGUCCACCUGGUCCAGAUGGAGCUGUUGGAUAUCCUGGUGACAAAGGUGAUGCCGGUCUGCCUGGCGCAACUGGUUUGACUGGAGCCGUCGGCCCUAAAGGUGAUACUGGCCCACUGGGACCACCAGGACCUCAAGGUCCACCUGGGAAACCUGGUGUGGAUGGUGUGCAGGGACGUGAUGGAGCAAAGGGCGAACCUGGAAACCCAGGGUGGGUUGGCAUGCCCGGAUCUAAAGGCGACCGUGGUGCUCCUGGCAAUGAUGGACCUAAAGGUUUCCCUGGCGCUAAUGGACCCCCUGGAAAGCGUGGCGCUCCUGGUCCUGCCGGUAUUCCUGGUACGAAGGGAGACAAAGGUGAAAUUGGUUUGACUGGUAAUGACGGUUUAACUGGCCCAAGAGGACCUCCCGGCGCUCCUGGCCCAAUGGGCAUUAAAGGUGAUAUUGGGCCACAAGGCCUUCCUGGAACUGACGGUCGUCCUGGCUUGGAUGGAGAAAAGGGUGCUCAAGGUUUACCCGGUUUCGAUGGUGCACAAGGUUUACCGGGUGACGCAGCUGAAAAGGGACAAAAAGGUGAACCUGGCUUAUCUGGAUUGCGUGGUCCUGAAGGUCUUCCUGGUGCACCUGGAUUGCCUGGCGAAAAAGGUUUUCCGGGUAUGUCUAUUCACGGCAGCCCUGGUGCGAAGGGUGACAAGGGUGAUCGAGGACGUGAUGGCAUUGAUGGUCGCGAUGGCAUAUCUGGAGCAAAGGGAGAAGCGGGAUUCCCUGGCAUGAAUGGACAAAAAGGUGAUAAAGGUGACAUGGGCUUACCUGGUGCACCAGGAGCUCCUGGCUUAGAUGGAAGGCCUGGAGAAACAGGCACGCCUGGCCCUGUUGGCUAUUCUGGCGCUAAGGGAGACAAGGGAGAUCACGGUUAUCCAGGUCUGCAGGGUGUAAAAGGUGACAAGGGUGCUACCGGCUUUCCCGGUUUAUCUGGGCCUCUGGGACCGAAGGGCGAACGCGGUUUUCCUGGUCAAAGCGGUCGUGAUGCUCAACCUAUCACCAUUAAAGGAGACAAAGGAGAAAUGGGUGAAUUUGGUGUGGUUGGUUUGCCUGGUCCAAUUGGACUUAAAGGUAAUCAAGGUUUGCCCGGAUUGAGCGGACAAAAGGGCGAACGUGGUCUGCCUGGUCCACUGGGCAUACCUGGCUUAAAUGGCGCACCUGGUUUAAAGGGCGAUCAAGGCCCUGUUGGCGAGCCCGGAGCACCUGGACCUGCAAUUAAAGGAGAAAAAGGUUUACCUGGAAGAUCUGGAAAGAACGGACGUGAAGGUGCUCCUGGUUCUAUUGGACAAAAAGGCGAAAAAGGACUUCCUGGUCUCGCUGGCAUGCCUGGUUUGGUUGGUCUGCCUGGUCCCGUUGGCCCAUCUGGUCCAAAAGGUGAACGUGGUCAAAUGGGACUUCCCGGACGUGAUGGUGCUGAUGGUUUACCUGGUGCGCCUGGCUUGAAGGGUGAUAUGGGUUUCCCAGGUCCUAAAGGAGAACGAGGUUUGGCUGGUUUCGAAGGACAAAAGGGUGAAAAAGGAGAACAAGGUAUACGUGGUCCACAAGGUUUACCGGGUCUCAAUGGUAUGAAAGGCGAUCGCGGUUUCCCAGGUUUAGAUGGAGCACCUGGACCAGUUGGAGCGCCUGGUGAAAAGGGAUCAACUGGACCUAAAGGUCGCGAUGGCCGAGACGGCGUACCUGGAUUAUCUGGCCAAAAAGGUGAACCUGGUCUAGUACCCCCACCAGGACCUAAAGGUGAACCUGGACACCCAGGUCGCGACGGCGAGAAAGGAGAUCGUGGUCCACCAGGCCCCCGUGGUUUGAUUGGCUUACAAGGUGAACGUGGCGAGAAAGGUGACAUGGGUUUGACUGGUCUCAUUGGUCAAAUAGGACGGCCCGGACCUAAAGGUGAACAAGGUUUCCCAGGCCCACAAGGCCGUGACGGUUCGCCGGGUCUGCCCGGCCCACAAGGAGACACGGGUGCCGCUUGCACAGCAGCACAAGAUUAUCUGACUGGCAUAUUGCUGGUUAAGCACAGUCAAUCUGAAGAAAUACCACGUUGCCCGCUAGGUCAAAUCGAAUUAUGGACAGGUUUCUCAAUGUUAUACGUGGACGGUAACGAUUAUGCGCACAACCAAGAUCUCGGAUCGGCCGGCUCUUGCGUGCGUCGCUUCUCAACACUGCCAGUGAUGUCAUGUGGCCAGAACAACGUUUGCAACUACGCCUCGAGAAACGAUAAGACCUUCUGGCUUUCAACAUCCGCUCCCAUUCCAAUGAUGCCUAUCAACAACCAGGAAAUUAGCAAAUAUAUAUCGCGCUGUGUGGUGUGCGAGGCACCAGCGAAUGUCAUCGCUGUACACAGCCAGUCGCUAACCAUUCCCGACUGCCCCUAUGGAUGGGAGAGCCUAUGGAUAGGCUACAGCUUCGUUAUGCAUACUGCCGUUGGUAAUGGCGGUGGUGGCCAAGCGCUAGCAUCGCCCGGUUCUUGCUUGGAAGAUUUCCGCGCCACACCAUUCAUCGAAUGCAAUGGCGGCAAGGGUCACUGCCACUUCUACGAAACAAUGACCAGCUUCUGGUUGGUCACAGUCGAGAACCAUGAACAGUUCCAACGACCAGCAAUGCAAACGCUCAAGGCUGGAAAUCUGCUACAAAGAGUAUCGAGGUGUACAGUGUGUAUAAAAAAUUCGACAUAAGUAAGCUGCAGUCUUAUAUAAACAUUUUUGCCCCCCCCCCCCAUCCUCCAAAUUUGUAUGCCGCCAUUUUAAGCCUAAAGAUAAUUUUAUUGAAUAACUUUAUUAAACUUUACAUUCGAGAAAGCCUGAAACCCUGAAAAAUUGUUACAGGUAACAAUUUGCUAUGAUUUCCUUAUAAUUGCCUUAAAAUGAAAUUUACGCUCACAUUGUAGUUUCUAAUGAUUAUAUUAUAUACAUAUAUAUGUAAUCGAAAAGUACUUGCCCAAGUGUUAAUGUUAAUGUUUACGAAUACUUAUAUAAACCAAAAUGAAACAAAAAUUCUGCCAUUAUACUAUGAAGUUGCAACUGCAAAUGUCUAAAGCUUCUUGUUUUUUAAUUGUAAUAUUAGCAUGUAAAUUAUAAGCGAAACAAAAACUAAAUAAUAAAACAUAACUAAAUAAAUAUGUAAAUGUGUAGUAGCCAUCUAAUUAACUGUAUAUUUGUAUGAAGAGAAAAAUAAUAAAACGAAACACAAAUACCGAAUAUUUAUGUACAGCAAUUGAAUGCAAUCCAUAGGCACAAUCUACAUACAUCCAUAAUUUUUUUUUUUACACUAAACUGCUAAAUAAAGCGAAAAACUUAAAAAUUUUA
Messenger RNA from Rhagoletis zephyria (snowberry fruit fly), 6528 nucleotides. RefSeq names its product Collagen type IV alpha 1 (gene Col4a1). The record is from RefSeq and is a predicted model, not a curated record. Gene Ontology annotation, biological process: extracellular matrix organization. Lineage: Eukaryota; Metazoa; Arthropoda; Insecta; Diptera; Tephritidae. Gene Ontology annotation, cellular component: collagen trimer. Gene Ontology annotation, molecular function: extracellular matrix structural constituent conferring tensile strength.